AUGGCUCUUACGCACUCCUUUCUAUCCAUUCUCGUCGCACUCCCAUACUUGCUUGCUGCUGGAAUUGCGCAACCAUCCAUUCCAGUUGGACCUGCCGCCGUACAUUCCAUCGUUGAGGGCAGUCUUCUUUUCGAUUUCGAGACUGUCCAAUUGACCGACGCCUUCAUUGAGCGCAUUCGAAAUGAUGAGCAAACCGGACCCAUCGCCGAUCUAUUCGCUUUCGAAAGUAAUCUGACGCUUUCGGAGCGAGCAACGCCAGAGUGCAAGACUUAUCCAGGAGACGACCUGUGGCCCAAGGAAGAAGUAUGGGACACGUUCAAGUCGCUGCUCAACGAUAGCUUGGUUCCCACUGUCCCGAUUGCAUCGGUUUGCUACAACUCCAAAUGGGGGAGAAGGGAUACAGCCAAAUGCAAUGCGCUCGUGAGAGCUUUUACAACCCCUUCGACGCACGAGGAUGAUCCCACCUCCAUCAUGUGGCCUAUCUACCAGGGAAAGACAUGUAUGGCCCGAAAUGACACAACCUCCGGCGAUACGUGCACCCUUGGCGGAUACCCGGAGUACGCCGUCAAUGUUUCCAGCGUGGAGCAAAUUCAGUUGGCCAUAAACUUUGCGCGGAACCUCAACAUUCGUCUCGUUAUCAAGAAUACCGGGCACUGCUACCUUGGAAAAUCAUCCGGUGCAGGGUCGCUCGCGAUCUGGACCCACAACCUCAAGGAUAUUCAGUAUCUCCCCAGUUAUGAUGCCGAGGGGUAUUCAGGCGCCGCGUUCAAGGUUGCCGCCGGUGUAACGGUGCAGGAGAUCUACAGGGCUGCAGAUGCCCAGGGUGUUACAGUUCAAGGAGGCAUAUGCGAAAGCGUCGGUUAUGUAGGCGGGUACCUGCAGGGCGGAGGGCACAACCCUCUGAGCGGGUACUACGGCAUGGCUGCAGACUCAGUACUCGCCUACCAAGUCGUCACCGCAGAUGGGCUUUUCGUCACCGCGUCUGAGACAUCCAAUCCCGAUAUUUUUUGGGCUCUGCGCGGCGGAGGAGGUGGAACCUACGGCAUCGUCACCUCAGCCAUCAUCAAGGCUCACCCGAAGAUCCAAGUGACGCAUUCCACAUUCAUGCUAGGCAAUAGCACCGAUGCCUCCCAGCUCGUCUCCCGAGAGAACUUCUUCCAGGUGCUGCGCUUUUUCUGGGAGUCCUUUCCCGCAUAUACAGAUGCCGGAACAUAUUCCUUCUUCCACAUCCUCAAUACCAACGGGCAAAUCACACUCAGAAUGACCUCCUGGUUUGCUCCUGGCCACACUAAAGAGUCAUUCGCCAAUCUAUCCAAGCCUUUCUUCGACAAAGUCGAGGAGCUAGGCGUUCCGUAUCAAUCGCCGCUUAACACCACAUACUACGAGUCUUUCUUCCCCGCGUAUUGGGAUGCCUGGGGCAAGAACGGGUUUCCGCUCGGGCUGGCGACAUCGCUCCCCGGAAACCGACUCAUUCCGAAAUCCCACUGGACCGAUCGCGAUAAACUCGAAACCACUUGGACCCAACUUCGCACACAUAUCGAGAAUGCGCGGCACUUCGUCUGCUACUUUCAGAGCCCGCAGAACCCGCAGAACGUCGACAAUGCGGUGUCGUCCGCCUGGCGUCACACCCAGGUCUUUCUUAUUUCUUCCUCGCUCAAGUUCCCCGAAAACGCUUCAGCCGCUGAGAUCGGGGCGGCGAAUCGGAAUCUGCAAGAAGUCAUUCUCCAGCCGUGGAGGGAUGUCGCGCCCGCUAACGAAUUCGGUGGCUCCUACCUCAACGAGGCUGCGGUGGAUGAACCGAACUGGAAGGAGGACUUCUAUGGCACCCAGUAUUCGAAGCUUUUGAGCAUCAAGAAGAAGUAUGACCCGCGCGGUCUAUUCUACGCCGUGACCGCCGUUGGAAGCGAUGAGUGGGAGGUUAGGGAUCCGGAAUUGGGUGUUACGACUCAGAAUGGGAAGCUGUGUAAGGUCGAUGGAUAA
Molecule: messenger RNA, 1980 nt
Organism: Trematosphaeria pertusa
Lineage: Eukaryota; Fungi; Ascomycota; Dothideomycetes; Pleosporales; Trematosphaeriaceae
Product: FAD-binding domain-containing protein
Exons: 3
Coding region: 1-1980 (659 amino acids)
Molecular function (GO): FAD binding; oxidoreductase activity
Source: RefSeq, a predicted model, not a curated record